ACUACCUCUCUCUCUCUCUCUCUCUCUCUCUCUCUCUCUACCGCUCCAUUAGAUCUAAUCUCACGAUCGGGGAGGAUGUGGUGAGGACUAUUGGGUCUCCGCUUCGAUCGAGGGAGGGAGGGAGAAAAGAUGCAGAAUCGAGGAUCGAGCCACCGCCUUCCGGGGUUGGUGCUCCGCUCUCGGAUCUCCUCGGUGAUGCUCGCAAUGUUUGCUACCAUGGCCUCCUUCUACGUCGCCGGACGUUUAUGGCAGGAUGCGGAAAGUAGGGUUUAUCUCAUCAAAGAACUCGAUCGGAGGACUGGACAGGGGCAGUCCGCUAUAUCAGUUGAUGAUACACUGAAGGUAGCAAAAUGCAGGUACCAGCAUAAGAGAUUAGCAGCACUUGAGAUGGAGCUGGCUGCAGCGAGGCAUGAAGGCUUUGUUGGGAGUUAUUCUUCCAAGACAAAUGACACUAAUACUGGGAAAAAGCUGAUGGUUGUUAUAGGAAUCAUCACAGAAUUUGAGCGCAAGAACAAUAGGGAUGUGAUCCGCAGGUCGUGGCUUCCAACUGGUCCAGCGCUGAAAAAGUUGGAAGAAGAGAAAGGUGUCCUUGUACGAUUUGUGAUAGGAAGAAGUGAAAAUAGAGGAGACAGUUUUGACAGGGCAAUUGAUGAUGAAAAUAGGCAUACCAAGGACAUCAUGAUUCUUGAUAAUCAUAUUGAAGCACCAGAAGAAUAUCCAAAAAAGACAAAGCUGUUUUUCGCUCAUGCUGCAGACACCUGGGAUGCUGAGUUCUAUGCUAAGGUUAAGGAUGACGUUUAUGUUAACAUUGAUGCUUUGGGAGCAAUGCUUGCAACUCACUUGGACAAGCCGCGUGUUUACAUUGGGUGCAUGAAAUCUGGCGAAGUUUUCUCCCAGUCGAACCACAAAUGGUAUGAACCAGACUGGUGGAAAUUUGGCGAUGGAAAAUCAUAUUUUCGUCAUGCUUCUGGUGAAAUUUUUGUCAUAUCGAGAGCUCUAGCACAGUUUAUUUCCAUAAAUAGAUCUAUUCUUCGUACAUAUGCCUAUGAUGAUGUUACUGUUGGUUCAUGGAUGAUUGGGCUUGAUGUCAAGCACGUCAAUGAAGGAAAAUUUUGCUGCUCAUCAUGGUCCUCAGGAGCCAUAUGUGCAGCUGUGUGAUGAUGGGUUUAUGGUAGGAGAAAAGUUUACAAAUCAUGUGGAGGGCCCUCAGGUCUGCAGCAUCCAGUUUUCAUCACUAGUUGCAAGCAAUUAGCAACAAGUCUCUGACGGGAAUCUUUGCCACCUAUAGAUUGGCUUUACUAGAAAGAUGACAUCUUGUGUCGACCGAAUAGUUGCUGAGAUCUCAAGAAGAGUAGUUGCUAUAAUCUUAAGAAGAGCUGGUGGCCCGAUAUCAGGAUACAAUAUGGAGUUUCUUCUGGAAUCAAGAGAACUAACAGGUUUCCCAUUGUUUAUAUAUAUCAUGAUUUUGUCACUAAUUGUUAGCACAGCGUUCUUAUGUUGAGGAUUCUUAUGUUGAGGAAUCAAUUUUAUGUCACACAAUGAAAGGACUACAGGAAAUCAAUUUUUAAGCAAGUUCAGAUGGAAGUUUUGAA
Molecule: messenger RNA, 1592 nt
Organism: Elaeis guineensis (African oil palm)
Lineage: Eukaryota; Viridiplantae; Streptophyta; Magnoliopsida; Arecales; Arecaceae
Product: hydroxyproline O-galactosyltransferase HPGT1
Cellular component (GO): Golgi membrane
Molecular function (GO): galactosyltransferase activity
Source: RefSeq, a predicted model, not a curated record